AACUUAUGCACCAGUAUGAAAAGCUGCUCUUUAUUUUCAGACUGGGAACCUGCCAUUAGAAUUGGUGUGCUGGAUUGUGGGGAAGAAGACAAUUAUGAGACUUGUAAAGAAUAUGGUAUUUACUACUAUCCAACCUUUAGGUACUUCAAAGCCUUUACGAAGCAGUUCACAACGGGAGAAAAUUAUAAAGCAGGGUCAGAUCGUGAGUUGCAAACAGUUCGUCAGAUGAUGAUUGAUUUUCUGCAGAACCACUCCCAAGAAUCAAGGCCACCUGCUUGCCCCCCACUUGAUCCAGUUCCGUCCAGUGAUAUUGCUACUCUUUUUGACAAGAAUAAUCAUCAUUAUACUGCCAUUGUGUUUGAAAGCAAUAGCUCCUAUGUUGGACGAGAGGUGAUCUUGGACUUGAUUCAGUAUGAAAACAUUGUGGUGAAGAGAGCACUGAAUUCUGAUAAGGCUUUCCUGGAGAAACUUGGUAUUACCUCAAUCCCUUCUUGUUACCUGAUCUAUCCAAAUGGGUCCCAUGGAUUAAUUAACAUUUUGAAGCCUCUUCGGUCUUUCUUUUCUUCCUAUUUAAAGUCACUGCCUGGUGUGAGAAGAAAACUGCUUUCACAACUUCCAAUACCCAUAAAGCAAAAUAAAGAGGAGAGCACAGAAAUCAAGCAGUGGAAGGAGUUUGACAAAUCCAAGCUGUACAUGGCUGACCUUGAAUCUGGAUUGCAUUACCUGCUCCGGGUAGAGCUUGCCACUCACAAGAUGCUUGAGGGAGCUGAGCUAAAAACCUUCAAGGAUUUUGUUACAGUCAUUGCCAAGCUGUUUCCUGGCCGUCAGCCUGUGGUGAAGUUGCUGGAGACUUUGCAAGAGUGGCUGGUGAGCCUUCCAUUAGACAAAAUCCCUUAUGAUGCUAUCCUAGAUCUCGUCAACAAUAAAAUGCGGAUAUCUGGAAUAUUUCUCACUAACCACGUCCAGUGGGUUGGCUGUCAAGGCAGCAGACCAGAGCUAAGAGGUUAUACUUGCUCCCUCUGGAAGCUGUUCCAUACCUUAACCGUUCAAGCUGCCAUUCGACCAAAAGCUUUAAUCAACACAGGUUUUGAAGACAAUCCCCAAGUGGUCUUGCAGAUGAUGCGGAGGUAUAUUCAGCACUUCUUCGGGUGUAAGGCUUGUGCCCAGCAUUUUGAAGAAAUGGCUAAGGAGUCCAUGGACUCUGUGAAAACACUAGACAAGGCAGUUCUUUGGUUGUGGGAGAAGCACAAUGUGGUGAACAACAGGCUUGCAGGUGAUCUGAGCGAGGAUCCAAAGUUUCCUAAAGUUCAGUGGCCCACUCCAGAUCUGUGCCCUGCUUGCCACGAAGAAAUUAAAGGAUUACACAGCUGGAACGAGGCACAAGUGUUACAGUUCUUGAAGCAUCACUAUAACAACGAGAACAUUUUGUACAAGUACAUCGAAGGCCAAACUGACUCCAGUGAAACUGAACUUGGGGAUGUGAAGGAGAAGAAAGAGAAGUCUUCACCCAGAAAACCAAGCGGAAACAAAGAGAACAAUAACCUGGAGCAACAAAACAUGCUAGAUCCAAAAUCAAAGGUCUUAGAUAGAUUAAUAGCAAAUGAUGGACCUGUCAAAGAGAGAAAUAAAAAUGCAGCUGAACCAGUUAUUCGUAAAGAGACCAAACAGUUUGUAUCUUUCUUAGGGAUUGGAUUUUCUAACAUAGACAUGAGUCUGUGUGUUGUACUUUAUGUAGCAUCAUCCUUAUUUUUAAUGAUAAUGUACUUUUUUUUCCGGAUGCGGUCCAGAAGGUGGAAAAUGAAGUAUUAUCGUCCAUUUGUAUAGAAAUCAAAAUCGGAAGUGAAAUUUCCAUUGUAAGUGGCUGAUGAGCACAGAUGCAGCUUUAAUAUUUAUGAUCAGGGAUUUUAUAUGCAGUAUUUCACUUGUUUCAAAAACCCUUCUCCCCAGUUGAUUUCUAUUGUGGUAGUCUUUGUUGUAGGAAUCCCAGUCUUUGCGUGUAACAUCCGGACACGUAGCGCUGCCAUAAAACAUGCCCUAAACGAGAAACGUGCUUUUCCAUGAAGAUACCAUUACUUGCUUGCAUCCUGCACCCUUUGUAACCAGCUGUUCCAAGUUUUGGGAAGAAACAGUGCUGUUUUUUGGUGCUCUGAGUGGGCUCCUUACUUUUAUCCAAACCUGAGUAGAGGGUAUCUCUAUCCCCUGGUCUAGCAGAACAUCUUGCUGGGCAUUUGAAGAAGCAAGAAUUUUGCUUUUUCCAGAGGGGACAGGAAUGUCUUUUGAAUAAACUUCAAAAACUAUUAAAUAUUUUUACUUUAUGCUGUUUCUGUAGCCGUGGCUCUGAGUCCCUGUAAGUCCUCCUUUGCCUACUGCAGCCAAGAAUACGAACACCCUCAUAAGGGUCACAGAUGGGCUGAACAGCAUACAGAAGGCCAGAUUUUAAUCUUGCUUUUGCUGGUGCUCCUUCGAAUGAACCCUUUCGACUUCAGUGCAGCUCCUCCGAGGGUUCAUGAGAAGAGGCUUGGAUUUACGCAGUAGAGUAAAUAACUUUAACCCUUUCUUCCUGAUUUAUUAAGGAAUAAUUAUUGUCAGAGUUUGGGGAAAAGCAGCACUGCUGAAUUCUCUUCGUGGAGCCCACUUUUAAUGAUUUCCGAUGAAGUGAAAUUCCUAGCAAAGGGGAACACAAGUCUUCAGCCUUUUCCGGGCACCAGAAAUUGCAGUUGUCUUUAGUGAGCUGCUUACGUUGUUGCUCCACAAUUUAAAAUAUUCGUGUAACGGGAUUCCACAGUGUAAGUGUUUCAUGUGCUUGUUUCCAGUCCUGAGCCUGUGCGACGAGGAAUAUUAUCUCCCACCUGUAAAGUUUCUUUAUGUCAGAAGAAUAGUCAUUACUUCGAAAAUAGUCUCCCAUUCCUCUGCUUGUGCUAGUGCGCUCUGCUCACCACUGCUGUUCCCCGCUGGGCUGUGGGACCAGUCGGGAACAUAGCAGCUGACUUGCCAGAUCAGGUCUCAGGCCCACUUGUUCAGUCUUUCGGGGGAAGGUGUGAGGGAGCAUGUGAAGAAAUAUAAAACGAUGAGACCUGGAGGAUAAGUUUCUUCUUGAUCUCACCUACUGGUAAUCGGUUUGUGCUUAGGAGAAGGAGUUGAUGGUCCCAUUUGCUGUAGCUGGGAAUGUUCUCAUUAUCCACAUACUUGUCUAAUUAUAUAACCCGAAAAACCCUAGCCUCAAUGUCGUCUUGUGGCUGUGUGUUUUGCAGAGUAAUUACAGUGCAUAAAAGGGUGGUUCUGAUCACCUGGGAGUGAACUUAAAAUUUCCUUUAAUUCCCCCCUUCCUCCCGGCACACGUACACGCACUGUUCUUGCACUAUAAAAGAGGGAGGAAAUAACACCCGGGUAAUUUGUUCAUUCUCUCUUUCAUUGCUGGGCCUAUUAGUAACGUGCUGGAUUUGCACGGGGCCUUCAAACCUCAGUCACAUUGCCCUCUGAUUUCCCUCACAAGCCCUCGGAUGAAGGAUUUGAACCUUGCCGUGAUCUUGAGCUAAAGCUUAGGACAGACACAGCGCUCAGCGAGAAAAUGCUUUUAAUGAUAACUGAAUUUGAUAUAUGUCUCCAGCUGAAGUUUGACACACAACUCCUCCACAGCUUCAAUUGCAAAUAAGAAAAUAGGGCAAAUAAUUGCACGGAGAAACAAGGGCGGAUACUGAUAUGACACACACAUUUACAUUUAAAAGGUUUUUAACUGCGUACACCGUCACGGGUCUGAAGCAAAAUCUGCAUGACCGUGACGGCAGUAAAGGAAACAUUUUCAGCUUUCCUAAGCUACCUUUUAGGGCCCUAGGUGACAUGGGGGAACAGUGUCCAAGGACAUGUUAGAUGAAACUCAUUGUGACUUCAAGUCAGUGUGCAGGGCUGGAUGAAAAUGUCUGAUUUAAGAGGGGAGACACGACUUGUUGGAACGGUUUCUUCCCUCCUUCGUGAGAUUUUUAAGCAAGUACCAAGAUGCUUAUUGCACCGAUUUUUAAAUAUUGAAAUGGCUUACAAGCCAGAUGGUGAAACGAGUUAAAAAUCAAAGCCUGCAGCCUGUAAUCAAUGCCAUUGCGCUUAGUUAUUACCCAGAUUCAAAUAAUGGGGCUCAGAGCUGGGGAAACGGAAAAUGUUGGCCUCUGGUUUUAACCAAACUGGGUAUCUUAUGUCAGGUAAUCUAAUGUAAUCGUAACAAGCGGCACAGUUUUCGGAGCUGGAUUUGAGGUCAAAAGGAGCUGAGGGAGGCGCUGCAUCUCGAAAUACCCGGUGAUGUGCUAGGUACCCAUGCGGAGAGCUUUAAGUCUGUGUCAUCUUUCUGUUUCCUGCAGUUGUUCGUUUUGCAUAUUUUCAUAUCAAAUGACCGUUACUUUGUUUUCAACUUUGCUGGGUAUCUAGCACUGAGCUGGUUCAUUUUGGGCACGUCCUGCUUAUUUUCAUGUGUGUAUUAAAACCACUUUGGAAAGCUUGUCGGGAUGAUUUUGCCUGCAAAACAACUAGUGGGUUAUUUUAGGACGUACUUGGGAACCUGAUCUUCAUUUGCUGAAGGAGUCCUGUAGGCUUUCAUAGUGCCUUUACACUGUUUGAAGCAGGAAAUUGAACAGAGACCCAAACUUCCAGCUUUUUUCCCCAAAAAUAGAUGCAAAUGGGAUUUGGAUCAUGUCACAUGGUGUAAUAAGCUAAGUUUUGCUGCUUAAUUAGUACAAAGCUUUGGUAACAGUGACCUCGCUUGGAAACCAACCCUGAAUUUUGGAUGUAAUUGUUACACAAAUCUCAGUGUAUUUGCCAUUUUGUAAUCGUACCUUGAUGAGUUGUGUUUUAUGUAUCACAAUGGUCAGUGCGGAGCCCUGCGCUCCGGAGUUAAUCCUGCCAUACUCAUGAUCGGCCGUGUCUACAGAAAGUAUUAUUAAGUGUCCCUGAGAUGGGCAAUGCUGUUUUCUCAUGCUGUGUUACAGAGCCAAAUUAUAAGAGUAUUUUUUUGAAAUGCCCUGAAAAUAUCAGUCUCAGAAUGUUGCUUUACAAAGAAUUCAACCACACACGUUUUCCUCAUGAAAAUGGUGCAAUCUGAACCAUCCCAAACCAAGUAACCUUUGGGCUGCAUUUUGUCGCUUUGAUACUUCCAGCUUUUUUAGCCGUCUGGAGUUUCUCAGUGAGCAAAUGUUAAACUUCAGGGAGAAAGGGAAAACAAUGGAGGGCUUGCUCGGUCGGAGGAGAAAAAGCCACACGUGCCAAAAAAAAGCCAAGUGAAAUGAUUCCUUCGUGUUUAAUAUUUAAUUGCAAACUGUAUAUUUUAUGUCACACCUGUUGGGAAUGGGACGUGAGUAUCAUCUUUAGGAAAGGUUCGACACGCGUAUUGUGCAGCAUCCAAGCUGUUGAGACUGGUGAGCAAAACCGUUGAGUAAUUUAAAUGUUUUAUUUAUUUGAAUAAUUUGACAUUUUCUCUUGUCAGUUUUUUACUCAAUGGGAGACCUCCUCUCUCAUGGGGAAAGUGGCCAUUUUGUACUAAAGUGUAAAUGAACGUGCUCAUUUAAAAAUAAACUGCAGAUGUCUGAGU
Molecule: messenger RNA, 5569 nt
Organism: Gavialis gangeticus (Gharial)
Lineage: Eukaryota; Metazoa; Chordata; Crocodylia; Gavialidae
Gene: QSOX2
Product: quiescin sulfhydryl oxidase 2
Exons: 11
Coding region: 16-1824 (602 amino acids)
Biological process (GO): protein folding
Cellular component (GO): Golgi membrane
Molecular function (GO): flavin-dependent sulfhydryl oxidase activity; protein disulfide isomerase activity
Source: RefSeq, a predicted model, not a curated record